Molecule: messenger RNA, 1307 nt
Organism: Heterobasidion irregulare TC 32-1
Lineage: Eukaryota; Fungi; Basidiomycota; Agaricomycetes; Russulales; Bondarzewiaceae
Exons: 7
Coding region: 21-1199 (392 amino acids)
Biological process (GO): peptidyl-arginine methylation
Cellular component (GO): cytoplasm; nucleus
Molecular function (GO): protein binding; protein arginine N5-methyltransferase activity
Source: RefSeq, a predicted model, not a curated record
CCCACAAAGACCACCACAAAAUGUCCCCCGACGACGAUCUUCCCACAAACAACGCAGAGAACUCCGACGUCGACGAGCUCAUCGUGCUCGGACAAGCCCUGAUAGACGCGAUCCUGGAACGCAAGUCCUCCACACACAUCCAAUUCCUCAUCGACGCCGGCGCACCGCUCUGGUUCCAGGACGACGACGGCUGGUCUCCCCUACACGCAGCCGCCAACGUCGAGGAUGACGGGCUUAUCCGACUGCUGCUGCAGGAAGGCGCGGUGUGGAAUGCCGCCGAUAAUCUCGGCAACACCGCUGGGGACAUCGCCCUUUCGUUGAACAACGACGCGUGCUACCGGCUCAUUCGAGACGCCGGUAUACGGUCUGAGCUGCUGCUGCAGCUGCUUUCUUCGAGAGGACCGAGCCUCGGUGGCGAUGAUGCGCUCGUCCUGAAAACAGAAGACGCCACCGCGUUCGGAUCGACGGACGCGUUCCUCCAUUCUCGUCUGCGGUACACAAAAGACGCGCAGGGGCAGGAAAUAUGCCUCCUGGCCGCCGGGGACGAAGAGGUCGGCGUGAUGAUGGGGUGGGAGCGCGAGAUCAUGCGAGAGACCGUUCGGCAGAUGUGUGCCGGGCACCGAAAACUGCCCGAGGGACUCAGAGUGCUCAACGUCGGCUUUGGCCUCGGCAUCGUCGACUCUUUUUUCCAGAGCCUUCCGACGGCGCCUUCCCUGCAUGUCAUCAUCGAGCCUCAUCCUGACGUCCUCCAGCACAUGCGAGACACCGGCUGGUACGAGAAGAAAGGGGUCAAGAUCCUAGAAGGCAAAUGGCAAGACUUUGUCGAGAGCGAGAGCGGCGUCCUCCUCGACGCAGGAGGCUUCGAUGCCGUCUACACGGACACUUUUUCCGAAGACUACGACGACCUGUACAGAUUCUUCCAGCAUCUCCCGAGACUGCUCGCCGGGCCCGACGCCCGGUUCAGCUUCUUCAACGGCCUCGGUGCCACGAACGCGCUAUUUUACGACGUCUACGUCCAUUUGUCCGAGAUACACCUCGAGGAGGUCGGCUUGGAGGUGCGUUGGGACGAGCUUGACGUGGCGGCUGCGAAGGGCGAAGACAGAUGGGGGAAGACGAGAGAGUAUUUUGGUCUACGGUUGUACCGUCUUCCCAUCGGGCACAUGCGCCCGCGGGCUUCGGUCCAGGAUGACAAAAAGUAGACGUACGGACACGGCCUCGUCCAACAAAAGAUACGGCACACGCAUACAUAAGUAGAUAAAAUCCGCGUCGGUGUUGCAUGCGAAGUAUCAAAAAAGCCCUUCAUCACG